UUUUCGCCAUAGGGCAGCACUGUGCGUCUUUCGCACGCGUAUUUUUGUGCAGAUUUCGUGUAGAAAUUCAUAGUAAUUUGUUGUGAAUAUAGUGAAAUACAGCUGCAAUUAUGGCACAAUUCGAUCUAACACGCAUCAAUUGUCAGUAUCUGGACAGACACUUGACUUUUCCACUGCUGGAGUUUUUGUGCGGCAAGGAGAUCUACAAUCAGCAAGAGCUGCUAGAGUACAUUCUGGAGACGGUGAACAAGACGAACAUGAUUGAUUACACCAUGGACACGCGCAAGCGUCUCAAUCUCAGCCAGGAGAUGCCGGAUGAGCUGGUGCAGCGCAAGGCCGAGGUCUUGGCCACACUGAAGCAGCUCCAGAACGAGGUGGCGCCCAUCAUGAAGGCAACCGAUAUCCUGAAGAAUGGCGAGAGCAUGAAGGACUCGAAGACCUUUGUGAAUGCGCUGCAAAAGGAUUACAACUUCAAAGUGGAGCACCUGGAGAGCGCCUACAAGUUGGCCAAAUACUUGUAUGAGUGCGGCAACUACCAGGAGUCCACAUCAUAUUUGUAUUUCUGCCUUAUUGUCAUGUCACCCAAUGAUAAGAACUACCUGAACGUGCUGUGGGGCAAGCUGGCCGCCGAGAUUCUGACUCUCAACUGGAACACUGCACUGGAGGAUUUGACACGUCUGCGCGACUACAUUGACAGCGCCAAUUUCUCGACUAUCCAGGCGCUGCAGCAGCGCACCUGGCUGAUCCACUGGUCGGUGCUGGUGUUCUUCAACCAUCCCAAGGGACGCGACCUCAUCAUCGAGAUGUUCCUGUACAAGCCGCUCUAUCUGAACGCUAUACAGACGAUGUGCCCGCACAUUAUGCGUUAUUUGGCCACCGCUGUGGUCAUCAAUCGCACGCGUCGCAAUGCGCUCAAGGAUUUGAUUAAGGUCAUACAGCAGGAGUCGUACACGUAUCGUGAUCCCAUUACCGAGUUCCUCGAGUGUCUCUACGUGAACUUUGACUUUGAGGGCGCCCGCCUGAAGCUGCAUGAGUGCCAAACGGUCAUUUUGAACGACUUCUUCAUUGUCGCCUGCCUCAACGAGUUCGUGGAGGAUGCGCGUCUAAUGAUCUUCGAAACAUUCUGCCGCAUCCAUCAGUGCAUCACCAUCAGCAUGCUGGCCGACAAGCUGAACAUGAAGCCCAACGAGGCUGAAUGCUGGAUAGUCAAUUUGAUACGCAACGCACGUCUGAAUGCCAAGAUCGAUUCGAAGCUGGGUCAUGUGGUGAUGGGCACACAGCCUCUCAGUCCCUAUCAGCAGCUGGUGGAGAAGAUUGACUCGCUGUCCAUGCGCUCAGAGCAUUUGGCAGGUCUGAUUGAGCGCAAGAGCAAACAAAAGAAUCAAGAAUCGAUUGACUCCUGGAAGUACUAUUAAGCAUAAGAUAAACAUAAUUUUUUUGUAUUUGAAACCGUGGCCCAUGAUGUCUGCGUAUGCUUUACAAUUUGUCGAAAAACAAACAACACACGGCGCGAAUAAAACAACAUCCUCUACUCGCAGCCUAAA
Drosophila novamexicana is the source of this 1544-nucleotide messenger RNA. It is a transcript of the gene eIF3e, whose product is annotated as eukaryotic translation initiation factor 3 subunit E. Gene Ontology annotation, cellular component: eukaryotic translation initiation factor 3 complex; nucleus; cytoplasm. The coding region runs from base 111 to 1415 and encodes 434 amino acids. Gene Ontology annotation, molecular function: translation initiation factor activity. The transcript is spliced from 3 exons. Lineage: Eukaryota; Metazoa; Arthropoda; Insecta; Diptera; Drosophilidae. Gene Ontology annotation, biological process: translational initiation. The record is from RefSeq and is a predicted model, not a curated record.